This is a messenger RNA of Perca flavescens (yellow perch), 3671 nucleotides long. Its product is annotated as NLR family CARD domain-containing protein 3. The record is from RefSeq and is a predicted model, not a curated record. Bases 241 to 3000 code for a protein of 919 amino acids. Gene Ontology annotation, molecular function: protein binding. The transcript is spliced from 13 exons. Lineage: Eukaryota; Metazoa; Chordata; Actinopteri; Perciformes; Percidae.
UGCUAAUUCUUUCUGCAGUUUACAGAUUUUGGCCUUUCCCGGAUUACCUACAGCGUCACCCAGGUUUCCAAGAAGGACGAUAAAGAGGGAGGGGGGGCGGCCAACUACAUGCCCCCGGAGGCGUUUGGCUUAACAUACAAACCUAAACGAGCCUCUGAUAUCUACAGUUUUUUACUUGGACUUUGUCUUGGUGUGACGCAGAUGUUUGCUCCACGUUAAACAUUUGGUGAGGACUCUGCUAUGAGUCAGUGUGAGGACAGAGAGGAGGGAGCCCCUCCCUCUAAAACCACUCUGUGUGGGGACCAUGACAGCCAGACCAAAGCUCAGAGGAUGCUGCAGCAGAAACCUGGACCUGAACCCAGCUGUGUGUCCAUGAAGAGUGACUGGUCUAUGGGUUGUUUUGUUGACUUUAAAGUUGGACAAGCUGCUGAUGAAAGGAUGCAGCAACAGAAACCUGGACCUGAACCCAGCUGUGUGUCCAUGAAGAGUGACCGGUCUAUGGGUUGUUUUGUUGACUUUAAAGAUGGACAAGCUGUUGAUGAAAGAGUUCACCAGGAGAGCUCAGAGGGCCUCGGUGGUCAGUCUGACCUGCAGCAGCAAACAGACCUGGACUCCAUAUUUAUGCUGUUGGAGGAAAGCAUCGUCACUUUUGUAAAGAACGAGCUGAAUAAGUUUCAGAAGGUUCUGAGUCCAGAUUACCCAGAAUACAUAGAGAAUCAGAGGGAGGAUGAGAAGGUUUUGGAUGAGGCAUUUCUGAAGAUCACACUGCACUUCCUGAAGAGAAUGAAGCAGGAGGAGCUGGCUGACCGUCUGCAGAGCAUUUGUCAGCGUAAACUCAAGUCUAACCACAAGAAAAAGUUUCAGUGUGUGUUUGAGGGGAUUGCUAAAGCAGGAAACCCAACCCUUCUGAAUCAGAUGUUCACAGAGAUCUUCAUCAUGGAGGGAGGAACUGCAGAGGUCAAUGAUGAACAUGAGGUCAGACAGAUUGAAACAGCGUCCAGAAAACCAGACAGACCAGAAACAAUAAUCAGAUGUGAAGACAUCUUUAAAACCCCACCUGGAAGAGAAGAACCAAUCAGAACGGUGAUGACAAAGGGAGUGGCUGGCAUCGGGAAAACAGUCUUAACACAGAAGUUCACUCUGGACUGGGCUGAAGACAAAGCCAACCAGGACAUCCAGUUCAUAUUUCCAUUCACUUUCAGAGAGCUGAAUGUGCUGAAAGAGAAAAGGUACAGCUUGGUGGAACUUGUUGAUCACUUCUUCAGUGAAACCAAAGAAGCAGGAAUCUGCAGGUUCAAAGAGUUCCAGGUUGUGUUCAUCUUUGACGGUCUGGAUGAGUGUCGACUUCCUCUGGACUUCCACAACACUGAGAUCCUGACUGAUGUUACAGAGUCCACCUCAGUGGAUGUGCUGCUGACAAACCUCAUCAGAGGGAAACUGCUUCCCUCUGCUCGCCUCUGGAUAACCACACGACCUGCAGCAGCCAAUCAGAUCCCUGCUGAGUGUGUUGACAUGGUGACAGAGGUCAGAGGUUUUACCGACCCACAGAAGGAGGAGUACUUCAGGAAGCAAUUCAGAGACAACAAGCAGGCCAGCAGAAUCAUCUCCCACAUCAAGACAUCACAAAGCCUCCACAUCAUGUGCCACAUCCCAGUCUUCUGCUGGAUCACUGCUACAGUUCUGGAGAAGGUGUUGAAGACCAGAGGGGGAGGAGAGCUGCCCAAGACCAUGACUGAGAUGUAUAUCCACUUCCUGGUGGUUCAGUCCAAACUGAAGAACAUCAAGUAUCAUAGAGGUGCUGAGACAGAUCCACACUGGAGUCCAGAGACCAGGAAGAUGAUUGAGUCUCUGGGAAAACUGGCUUUUGAGCAGCUGCAGAAAGGCAACCUGAUCUUCUAUGAAUCCGACCUGACAGAGUGUGGCAUCGAUAUCAGAGAAGCCUCAGUGUACUCAGGAGUGUUCACACAGAUCUUUAAAGAGGAGAGUGGACUGUACCAGGACAAGGUGUUCUGCUUUGUCCAUCUGAGUGUUCAGGAGUUCCUGUCUGCUCUUCAUGUCCAUCUGUCAUUCAUCAACUCUGGAGUCAACCUGCUGGCAGAAGAAGAAUCAACAUCCCGGUUGCUUAAUGCCUUCAGAAGUGCUGUGGACAAAGCCUUACAGAGUCUGAAUGGACACCUGGACUUGUUCCUCCGCUUCCUCCUGGGUCUUUCACUGCAGACCAGUCAGACUCUCCUACGAGGUCUGAUGACACAGACAGGAAGUAGCUCACAGACCAAUCAGAAAACAGUUGAGUACAUCAAGACGAAAAUCAGUGAGAAUCUGUCUGCAGAGAGAAGCAUUAAUCUGUUCCACUGUCUGAAUGAACUGAAUGAUUGUUCUCUAGUGGAGGAGAUCCAACAGUCCCUGACAUCAGGAAGUCUCUCCACAGAUAAACUGUCUCCUGCUCAGUGGUCAGCUCUGGUCUUCAUCUUACUGUCAUCAGAAAAAGAUCUGGAUGUGUUUGACCUGAAGAAAUACUCUGCUUCAGAGGAGGCUCUUCUGAGGCUGCUGCCAGUGGUCAAAGCCUCCAACAAAGCUCUACUGAGUGGCUGUAACCUGUCAGAGAGAAGCUGUGAAGCUCUCUCCUCAGUUCUCAGCUCCCAGUCCUCUAGGCUGAGAGAGCUGGACCUGAGUAAUAACAACCUGCAGGAUUCAGGAGUUUAUCAUCUGUCCUCUGGAUUGAAGUGUCCACAUUGCAGACUGGAAACUCUCAGUCUCUCAGGCUGUAUGAUCUCAGAGGAAGGCUGUACUUCUUUGGCCUCAGCUUUGAGAUCCAACCCCUCUCAUCUGAGAGUGCUGGACCUGAGCUACAAUCAUCUAGGAGACUCAGGAGUGAAGCUGCUUUCUAUUUUACUGGAGGAUCCAAAUUGGAGACUGGACACUCUGAGGGUGGAACAUGGUGGACCUCAGAGACUGAGACCUGGUGUGAGGAAGUGUGAGUGUGUUUUAAGUUUGCUCUAAGAGAACUCAGCUGUGUGUUACACUAGUUUAACCCCUUCCCGGCGCUGGAAGUAUAUUAUAAGAUGAGGUUACUUUCUAUUUCAAUGUUUUACUGAACAGGAUCCUGAGUGCUUAGUAGUUGAUGUUGAAUUGGCUAAAUCUCCCUUUACCAGUGGAUGUUAUCAUUAUAGGCAUAAGUAACUAUGAAGAAAUAAUCAAGAAACAAUAGCACGGUGCCUCCACUGUUGAACUACCCAACACACUAUGAGAUAUAUCGGUAUUUCCCCAGAAACAAAUGUCAAGUAUUUUAAAUGUAAACCGUAGUAAAAUGAAAUGUUCAGGACAGCCAGGUAAAAUGUACAACACAAAGAAAUGUAUUUUACUAUUCUGGAUUAUCUUUUUGUGUCGUAUUCAAAUAUUUUGUUUUAGUCUUUUUUUCAAGAUAUUCCUUUAUGUUAUACAUAAACAUCUUUGCUGCUUUUACAGUCUCAAAUAAAACUCUUAACAUGUGCCGAUGCCCUUAAAGAGAAAAUGAUUGCUACCAAUACAUUCAAUGGCGUAACGAGCCAACACCGGGCCCUUAAGCAGGAUUAUCAAGGUGGGCCCCCCUACUAUAGCACGUGAUGAUGGUGCAAUGUCCACGAGUAGGCUACCAUGAAUAGGACAGGAUAGGAUCAUAGAGACACUGCAUA